AUGAAGUUCUCUACCAUCUUCGCCGGUGCCCUCGCCGCUGUCGCCUCCGCCGCUCCCACUGAGAAGCGCGGUCAGCUGGACAUCUCCCAGCUCAACAACCUCGAGCGGUUCAACUCCCUGGACGUCAACUACCUGAACCGCAUCAACUCCCUGGACCUGCAGCUCCUCAACACCCUGGCUGUCCAGAACAACUUCAACGCCCUCGCCUUCCAAGGUCUCUUCCAGGGUCAGGCCUUCGACGUCAACGCCCUCCUGCAGCUCCAGCAGCUCCAGACCCUCCUCCAGCUCGGCCAGCUCGGCGUCUUCAACGCCUUCGACCUCUCCAGCCUGAACCUCCAGGCCCUGCAGCUCGGCCUCAUCAACAACGUCGGCGCCUUUGACCUGUCUUCGCUUGUCGAUGCCUCGCUGAUCCCCCAGAUCACUGCCAUCUCUGAGCAGACCAUUGUCGUCGGCAAGGAGUAA
This is a messenger RNA of Diaporthe citri, 462 nucleotides long. RefSeq lists its product as uncharacterized. The record is from RefSeq and is a predicted model, not a curated record. The transcript is spliced from 2 exons. Bases 1 to 462 code for a protein of 153 amino acids. NCBI's taxonomy places the organism in Eukaryota, Fungi, Ascomycota, Sordariomycetes, Diaporthales, Diaporthaceae.